GCGCCGUUCACGAUCACACGCAGACGUUCACAAUUUUGAAGAACUGGUUUGCUUAUAUCGACGGUUGCCGCCGAGAGUACACGACUGCCUUUACGGGACUAGCUCAUCCGCAAAAGGCAUAACCCCCACGUAGCAGCCAUGUUCCGCCACACCGCCCGACGCCUUUCGAGCCUCUCGAGCUUUACGGGGAUUGAGAUCGAGCCCUACACAGCCAAGUCAGCCUUUCUCUUUGGCUUUAUUGCGUCGAUCGGCUUCCUCUCUGUGUACUCCGUGAAGGAGACGAAGAAGGCGGGCCCGAUUGAGCUGCCGCCGGAGCUGGAGGCGCAGCGUCAGCGGCACAACGACCCACGCCGACCGCCGUGGCCGCUGCUGCACCAGCGCGUGGUGCUGCUGCGUGAAGGCAAAGGCUCACCAGAGGACAUCGCGCUUAUGUGGGAGCAGACGAAACAUUACUACCCGGCGGACUGGCUGAUCCCACUGGAGCUGACGCAGGUGCUGAAGUACUCGAGUGGGAAGUACUUGCAAACGUACGUGGCAGACCCGGACGAGAUGCGAAAGGAGGUGCUGAUGCAGCUGCUGAACGUGAAGUACGGGCGCGUGUCGGACCCGAAUGGCGGCCGCGUGAACAAGGACGUGGAGGAGAUCAUCUCCAUGGCGGUGGACGAUCUGGAGCACAUGGACCUGAACCCGUCUGCGGAUGCGGUGCUCAUCCCAACACACACGUAA
Leptomonas pyrrhocoris is the source of this 726-nucleotide messenger RNA. RefSeq names its product putative mitochondrial MIX protein, putative (MIX). The transcript has a single exon. The record is from RefSeq and is a predicted model, not a curated record. The coding region runs from base 139 to 726 and encodes 195 amino acids. NCBI's taxonomy places the organism in Eukaryota, Euglenozoa, Kinetoplastea, Trypanosomatida, Trypanosomatidae.